AUGAACUCUUUACAGUCUAUCAAAGCCAAUGUGGUUUGCCUCUAUUAUUUCCCAUUAGAUCUCCGAAUAAACCAGGGACGUCUAAUCGCAAGUUCAAAUCAGCACAACAGAAUAAUAACAAGAAUGGGAUUAUGUGGAAACAAUAAUCCUAAAUGGAAACGUGAAAUUGUAUCGGGCCACAGAUUUGAAAAUAUCGAUUUGGAUGUCUUUCACGAUCCAUCCUGUACUUCUCGAUUUGGAUACAUAUUUGUCUUUAUAACUGCAAUAAAGUCUGUUUGUGUCUGCUUGGCAGAUCUAUACACUGCGGUCUCACUCUUGGUUAUCGGACAGACAACAGUGACACCUGCUAUCCCAACCGAAUACUCCAAAUGGAUUUUCUUUGCUUGUAUUAUGGUGUCAUACUUACUUAUUGUUUGGGAUUUAAUCAAAGCUCGUUAUAUCCUUAAAACAGACAAUAUCUCUUGUUCAUUUACAUCCGUCAUAGUAAAUAAGUACCUGUCCAUGAAGGAUUAUCGUUAUCAUUGUCUAUUCAAAUCCAUCAACAGUAGCACUAAAGGUAUUGACGGCUACGCAUUUUUUGUCUUUUUCACAUUAAAAGGUUGGAAGCGUCUUUUACUUGCUGAAGCACCUCGCCAAGUCAUUAAUGUUGUGACUCUCGAAGCAUUGGCUCCAGCAUGGUUGCGGAUUAUUCACGGCACCAUAGUUUUAAAUAAUGAAGCUUUGGGAGACGAUGUUAAACAACAAAUUCUGACAGGAACGAUGGCAUUUUCAGUUCUAGUGUUUGCUGUCUCUUUUUUGCUUGUGUGCGCUGCAGCCAUCUUAUAUAUUCCAUUGUUCUGUCAUAUUCGAGGAAAUCUGAAAGAAUACUGCUGUCACAAGGUUGAUAAAAGAAUUGCCGAAAUUCUUCGUAAACAAGCGUCUAAAAGUAGAAAGGUACACUAUAGAACAGAACAAUCAGACGAACGGCUUUAUUGUAAUUAUCAGCCUGCAUCCAAUUACGGAUUUAUAGACCCUCAUUCAUCGUCGUCUGAACUGGUGGAGAAACCAGUUUAUGCAAGUGAUUUAUCACCAUCGAUCUCCGAUCGCCGCCAUCUCUUGGCAAGGGAUGACCAAAACUACUUCGUCGAUGAUCACAAGGAUUCACAUUCAAUAGAAGGACUCCCCAUUCUUCAGCACUACCAAUCCAGACAAACCCCACAACAGCUUCCAUAUCUCAACCAAAUCCAACCAUAUUAUACUAACUCACAACAUAACGUCGGAAGCCCCACUCCAUCUAAUUAUGUGAAUGAGCAACGGUUUCCAUACACAAAAUUUCCCCAAGGCUAUUGA
Molecule: messenger RNA, 1329 nt
Organism: Mucor mucedo
Lineage: Eukaryota; Fungi; Mucoromycota; Mucoromycetes; Mucorales; Mucoraceae
Exons: 4
Coding region: 1-1329 (442 amino acids)
Biological process (GO): potassium ion transmembrane transport
Cellular component (GO): plasma membrane
Molecular function (GO): potassium ion transmembrane transporter activity
Source: RefSeq, a predicted model, not a curated record